Molecule: messenger RNA, 2068 nt
Organism: Cornus florida
Lineage: Eukaryota; Viridiplantae; Streptophyta; Magnoliopsida; Cornales; Cornaceae
Product: CRS2-associated factor 1, mitochondrial
Exons: 5
Coding region: 93-1370 (425 amino acids)
Biological process (GO): Group II intron splicing
Molecular function (GO): RNA binding
Source: RefSeq, a predicted model, not a curated record
UUUAUAAUUUUCUGUUUAUCUUUCCUACUAAACUAGCAACUCUCUCGUACUCUCUUAUAUCAGAAUCACAGGCGAAACGUCUGUUUCACAAAAUGUUCAUCUUCCUCGAUCGAAUCCUCCGGCGAAAACGAAUCACACUUUCUCUCUCAUCCAGUCGCCACCUCUCUUCCUCUUCCACCAUCUCUAGUUCUUCAAACCUCCACGAAAGGUACGCCUUCAAGGCCCCCCUCUCACUCCACCCUAGUUCUAACCCUAACCAUCACUCCAAAAACCUAACCGAAAACAAGAACACCAAGAAGCAAAAGCCGCCGUAUCGUCCGCCUUCGUCGCUCGACCGGGCUGGCCAGAAGCCGCUACGCUCCGACCUGCCGUUCGAUUUCCGGUUCAGUUACACGGAAACGAAUCCGGCGGUGAGGCCAAUUGGGCUCCGUGAGCCCAAGUACUCGCCGUUCGGACCGGACCGAGUGAACCGGCCAUGGACCGGGGUUUGUGCUCCGGCUGUGAAUCCGCAAGUUAGAUCUGUCGAGGAGGGGAAGGAGGACCCGAAGUUGGAGGAUAAGAGGAAGUUGAUGAGAGAGAGAAUUCUUGGGGAGCCGUUGACGAAUGCCGAGAGGAAAGCGCUUGUGGAGAUGUGUCAGAGGCAUAGAACAAAGCGGCAGGUUAAUCUGGGGAGGGAUGGGUUAACACACAACAUGUUGAAUGACAUCCAUAAUAAUUGGAAACAUGCUGAAUCGGUCAGGAUAAAGUGUAUGGGUGUACCCACUGUUGAUAUGAAAAACGUGUGCGCUCAGCUAGAGGAUAAGACAUUUGGUAAGAUUAUCCAUAGGCAUGGUGGACUACUGGUACUGUACAGGGGUAGGAACUAUAACCCCAAGAAGAGGCCUGUUAUUCCAUUAAUGCUAUGGAAGCCCCAUGAGCCCAUAUAUCCAAGGCUUAUCAAAACUACCAUUGAUGGCCUGAGCAUUGAGGAAACAAAGGAAAUGAGAAAGAGAGGACUUGCUGUUUCUGCCUUAACAAAACUUGCUAAAAAUGGUUAUUAUAGCAGUCUUGUACCCAUGGUUCGAGAUGCUUUUCUCACAGAUGAGCUGGUCCGGAUAGACUGCAAAGGUCUUGAAAAGAGUGACUACAAGAAAAUUGGCUGCAAACUGAGGGACUUGGUGCCUUGUAUCCUUGUCACAUUUGAGAAAGAGCAGAUUGUUGUAUGGAGGGGAAAGAAUUAUAAGCCCAUAGAGGACAGUCAAUUUCUUACAGAUCGUGAAUCCUUUGACAAUCUAGAUAGUGAUUUGGUUAAUGGUGCAACAACUAGUCAAGCACAGACGGACUCGAAUGAUGACAACAAUCGAGAGGAUUUUUACUCCGGCAGUGAAUAACUGGUUCUUUCUUGCUGCUAAGCACAAGCACCAUCUUGGUUCUCGGUUGCAGUGGAUGCUUGUGUUGUUCGAUUAUCAGGUCUAGAAUACAAAAAAAGGGAUGAGCUUUAAAGCUUCGUGAAGAAGGGUAAUGAAGUCAGAUAUGUAGAUGAUGUAAUCUACCGGAAUGCCCCAUUUGAUAUAGAGGCCUUCUGUCCCAGUAACCAUUAAACCUCAUGAAAGGAUCCAUUGAAGCAGAGACUUCUGGGCUAUCUGUUGUAAAUCCUUCAAGUUGAGAUUCUCACAGGCCUUGUGGCUAGCCAGGUUAGAGUUACUUUGGGUUGAGGGUAUACUCUCUGUUUCAUUUGUACUGCGUCUCUUUGUGCUUAUAACUGAAACUGGGCUCUGAGAAAUCUCACUCACUUGGAUAUGGUUUUGAUUACCCAUUUUAAAGUGCUAACCAACCCCACACACUUUGAAAUCCAUGUCAACAAUGAUAGUAUUAAGGAAGGAACUGUGAGCUCUCUCUUGUGAAAAUAAAUCCCCAAUCUCUCAACUUCUACCUAUAUAGUCUUCUGCACCCGUUUUUAACUUUCAACCGUCUGUCAAUAAUUUAAAUAUGUGAAAAUGACUUAUGUCCUGAAUUAAUAAUAUAAUAUUUGAUUUAUCUGUAUGAAUAAAUAAGAAAAUGAUUAGAUUCUUUUUUCCUAUUAUAAAAA